GAAUUGCUUAGUCAUAUUCUUUACUUUCAAACUAUUAUCUAAUUUUGAAGACUUCUUUUCGAUUUGAAAUUUUGAAAAUUGAUAAUGAUCAUCUAACAAUAAUAAACAGUAUAGUUAAAUAGACUAUACGUAAAUAUUUCACUUGAAACAACUUAUUAAAAUGGAUGUCCUUAAAGCAGAAUCAAAUCUACAAAUAGCAAUACCUCAAUUUAAUAUAAAAAUUUGUCUUAAAAUUUUACGUGCUACAGGAUCAUGGCCACCAGAAAAUUCUGGCUUUUUCCGAUAUUUGUUUUAUGCUUAUAGUUUAUGCAUUUAUUCAUUUACUUUAGGGUCUUUUAUUGUUGCAGAAAUUGUUAAUGUCAUUUUUAAUUAUAAUGAUCUUGGUAAAAUUGCUUCGGGUGGCCCUCUAUUCCUCACAAAUCUUUUGCAUUCGUACAAGUGUUUCAUCCUCUUUCGAAAUCAUGGGAAAUUACAAAAACUUCUUGCCAUCGUGGACAGCCCAAUUUUUGCUGAAAAUAAUUUUAGAUAUAAGAAUAUAAUUUCUUGGUAUUCUUAUCAAGGAAUUGUUCAUCAUAUCUUUUAUCAAUUAAUUACUGUAAUAACUAUUGUCUUAUGGGCCUGCACACCCAUUCAUGCUAUUCUAAAAGGGGAGGAGAAAAAAUUACCUUUAGAUGGAUGGUAUCCUUAUGACCUCUCAAAUUCAUUAAACUUCAUUUUCACUUGGUCACAACAGGCGAUCGCAAUUUUGUUGUGUUCCAUCAAUAAUAUAGCUACUGAUAGUUUUAUAAUUGGUUUGUUAAAUGUUGCUUCUUGUCAAUUUGAAUUACUAAAAUGGAAUAUUUCUUCUUUUGGAAAUUGUAAUGAAUCUCAAGAAGUAAAUCAAGAGGACAAUGGCAUAAAUGAGAAAUUGCGCAGAUGCAUUCAACAUAAUUUGGCUAUUUUUGAAUUUAUUGAAGAAAUACGAAGUGUAUUUAGUACUGUCAUUAGUUUUCAGUUGAUUUUCAAUUCCUUAGUCAUUUGUUUAUCAACAUAUUCAGUGUCACAGAUGCCAUCAUCUGAAUUUGUGGGAAUAAUUGGACAAAGUGCAUAUAUUAUUGCAAUGGCAUAUCAAAUUUUAAUAUAUUGUUGGCAUGGAAAUGAAUUGACUCUUCAAAAUGAAAGUUUAGCGACUGCAAUUUAUUUAGGCAACUGGUGGAAAAUGAAUUCACGCAUUAAACGCGAUUUGCAAUUUAUAAUGAUCAGGACUCGAAAACCACUUAUUAUAACUACAAGAUUUUUAAUUAAAUUAACAGUAGAAACAUUUAUGUCCAUAAUGCAAACAUCGUAUUCUAUGUACGCUCUUCUUCGAAGAAAAAAUAUUGAAGUUUAAUUAAAUUGAGUUUGUAGUAGAAAAUAUGUGUUCAAAAUUAUUUAAAUUCUACACCUGUUACAAAU
Messenger RNA from Leptopilina boulardi, 1434 nucleotides. RefSeq names its product odorant receptor Or1-like. The transcript has 8 exons. The record is from RefSeq and is a predicted model, not a curated record. Gene Ontology annotation, biological process: sensory perception of smell; detection of chemical stimulus involved in sensory perception of smell. Gene Ontology annotation, cellular component: plasma membrane. The coding region runs from base 161 to 1369 and encodes 402 amino acids. NCBI's taxonomy places the organism in Eukaryota, Metazoa, Arthropoda, Insecta, Hymenoptera, Figitidae. Gene Ontology annotation, molecular function: olfactory receptor activity; odorant binding.